Molecule: messenger RNA, 691 nt
Organism: Phalaenopsis equestris
Lineage: Eukaryota; Viridiplantae; Streptophyta; Magnoliopsida; Asparagales; Orchidaceae
Product: NEDD8-conjugating enzyme Ubc12-like
Exons: 6
Coding region: 130-681 (183 amino acids)
Source: RefSeq, a predicted model, not a curated record
GUAAGAGAAAUUGCAGAAUGCGGCCCAGAUUUCCAAAACUAACGCGGUGGUCUCAGUUUGAGUCCGGCGCUCGCCGCCCGUCGAAUUCGUUGAUCAUCGCCGGCGAUCUACGCCGACGAAGCUAGGACAAUGAUAAAUCUUUUUAAAAUUAAAGACCAGAAAAGGGAAGUUGCAGGAAGUGCUAAUGGAAGGAUUCUUGUAAAGAAGCAAAGUGCGGCUGAACUGCGUAUAAGCUGUUACAUCACAGAAUUGAAUCUGCCUAAAACCACUACCAUUUCAUUUCCUAAUGGAAAGGAUGAUCUGAUGAACUUUGAGACUACCAUUCAGCCAGAUGAAGGAUAUUAUCUAGGAGGAAUAUUUACUUUCACUUACCAAGUUCCCUCCUCAUACCCUCACGAACCACCAAAAGUCAAGUGCAAGACAAAGGUGUAUCAUCCUAAUAUUGACUUGGAGGGAAAUGUCUGCCUUAAUAUUCUGCGUGAGGACUGGAAGCCUGUUCUCAACAUAAACACCAUUAUAUAUGGAUUGAAUCAUCUUUUCACGCAACCAAAUUAUGAGGAUCCCUUGAAUCAUGAUGCCGCCGCCGUUCUCCGCGACAACCCGAGAUUGUUCGAGACCAAUGUGAGAAGGGCAAUGUCAGGAGGAUUUGUGGGUCAAGUCCACUUUCCCAGAUGCAUUUGAUGAAGAUCAU